Amyelois transitella is the source of this 5849-nucleotide messenger RNA. It is a transcript of the gene jar, whose product is annotated as myosin heavy chain 95F. Lineage: Eukaryota; Metazoa; Arthropoda; Insecta; Lepidoptera; Pyralidae. The record is from RefSeq and is a predicted model, not a curated record. Bases 264 to 4010 code for a protein of 1248 amino acids. Gene Ontology annotation, biological process: vesicle transport along actin filament; endocytosis; actin filament organization. Gene Ontology annotation, molecular function: actin filament binding; microfilament motor activity; ATP binding. Gene Ontology annotation, cellular component: endocytic vesicle; actin cytoskeleton; cytoplasm. The transcript is spliced from 26 exons.
UUGUCAUUCACUACUGUCACGUGGUGGGGAGCCGCUGCCGUUGCUUUGAUAUCGCGAAGUGGCCAAAACCAAAACGCUUGUUUUGCGUUUUCGCAUCGUUGUGAAUUUAUAUAAUUAUCGCGGAUUGCUACAAACUUUCUUAAUUUAUUAACUUAUCUCGUGCUUGUGUGGUGUUUUGUGAAAUUACGAUGGAUAUUGUAUAUUAGGCGUUCUCGUUUUGUGCUUAGUGACACACUUUUUUGUAUCCGAAGUUACAGUGAACGAUGACAAUGGACAAACAGCUGGUCUGGGUGCGCGACCCCAACGAGGGGUUUGUGCUGGCUCGCCUCCAGGAGCUGAUGGGGGAGGAGGCAGACGUGUUCCCCCUGGACAACAAGUAUCCACGCAGAGUGUGUAGCUUCGAGGACAUAUUCCCCGCUGGUGAUCCAGCUAAGGAUGUUGAUGAUAACUGCGAACUAAUGUUCCUAAACGAGGCCACGCUUCUCAACAAUAUCCUGACGCGAUACAAGAAAAACAAAAUCUACACAUACGUAGCGAACAUUCUGCUCGCCGUGAACCCCUACGAGGACAUCAAGGAUCUGUAUUCAUCUGGCACUAUAAAGAAAUACCAGGGGAAAUCGUUGGGAGAGCUGCCACCUCAUGUUUUUGCCAUAGCCGACAAAGCGUUUCGCGACAUGAAGUCGUUCAAACAGUCGCAGUCUAUAAUCGUGUCGGGCGAGUCAGGAGCGGGCAAGACAGAGUCUACCAAGUACAUCUUGAAGUACCUGUGCGAUUUGUGGGCGAAGGGCGCCGGCCCGGUUGAACAGAAGAUCUUGGAUGCCAAUCCGAUCCUAGAAGCGUUCGGCAACGCUAAGACAACGCGCAACAACAACAGUUCUCGAUUCGGGAAAUUCAUGGAGGUACAUUUCAACAACAAAUACCAAGUUGUUGGCGGGCACAUAUCCCAUUACCUCCUGGAAAAGUCUAGAAUUUGCACCCAGAGCGCUGAGGAGAGGAAUUACCAUGUUUUCUAUCUGCUGUGCGCCGGCGCACCGCAAGAGUUGAGGACCGCGUUGAAGAUUACCAAGCCUGAUGAUUAUUUGUACCUAAAGAACGGUUGCACACAAUACUUCACAUCGCCGGCGUCGGAGAAGAAGAUCUCAGCCAGCCGGAAGUCCAAACAGCAGACUGCCAAAGGCGGGUUAAGGGACCCAAUUCUUGAUGACGUUGAAGACUUUCAGAGACUGCAUCAGGCUCUAUCGCGCGUGGGUCUCACCGAGGAGGAGAAGCGGGGCGUGUACUCCGUGGUGGCGGGCGUGCUGCACCUCGGCAAUGUGGAGUUUGAAGAGGACGGUGGGGCGCGCGGCGGCUGCGGCGUGAAGCCGGGCUGCGAAGCUAGCCUGUGCGCGGCCGCCGCGCUGCUGGGCGUGGACGGCGGCGAGCUGCGCAUGGCGCUAGUGUCGCGGCUCAUGCAGAGCUCCCGCGGCGGGCUCAAGGGGACCGCUAUCAUGGUCCCCCUUAAAACGUACGAAGCUACGAACGCCCGCGACGCACUCGCCAAAGCGGUGUACAGCAAACUGUUCGAUUAUAUCGUUCAUCGCAUCAACGGAAGCAUUCCGUUCCAGGCGUCCGCGUAUUAUAUCGGAGUGCUGGAUAUCGCUGGGUUUGAAUACUUCCAAAUGAACAGCUUCGAACAGUUCUGCAUCAACUACUGCAACGAGAAGUUGCAGCAGUUCUUCAACGAGAGGAUCCUGAAGAACGAGCAGGAGCUGUACCGCCGGGAGGGGCUCAACGUGCCCGAGAUCAGAUUCGUGGACAACCAGGACUGUAUCGAUCUGAUCGAAAGUAAAAACCACGGCAUUUUCCACCUACUGGACGAGGAGUCGAAGCUGCCGAAACCUGAGUUUGGACAUUUUACACACUCCGUGCAUAAACAAUUGAACAGCUCGAGAUUGCAAGUCCCCCGCGCGUCCCGCCUGAAAGCUCACCGCACGCUGCGCGACGAUGAAGGAUUUCUGCUGAGGCACUUCGCCGGCGCCGUGUGCUAUAACACUAACCAAUUCAUAGAGAAGAACAACGACGCCCUCCACGCCUCACUGGAGUUCCUCGUCCAGGAAUCGAACUCGGCCCUCGUUCAGCAGCUGUUCAAGUCGUCGGACAACAACAACGCCAAAGGGAAACUCAACUUUAUAUCUGUUGGGGCGAAGUUCCAAUCUCAAUUGUCGCUGUUGAUGGAGAAGUUGAAGGAGAAUGGCACGAACUUCGUCCGCUGCAUCAAGCCAAACUCCCGUAUGACUGGCCGCGCUAUAGAGGGCGCUCUAGUGCUCACUCAGUUACAAUGCAGCGGAACGGCAGCCGUAUUGGAACUUAUGGAACAUGGAUACCCUUCAAGGGCACCUUUUAAUGAUCUACACCAAAUGUAUAACAACUACAUGCCGCCGAAACUGCAGGCGUUGGAGCCGAAGAUAUUCUGCGAGGCGAUAGUCCACAGCCUGGGUCUGUCGGACAAAGACUACAAAUUCGGCAUCACCCGUGUAUUCUUCCGUCCCGGGAAAUAUUCGGAAUUCGACACGAUCAUGCGAUCGGACCCAGAAAACUUGAAGAGCAUUGUGGACGCCGUUCUAGCUUGGCUCAUCAAGUCCAGGUGGAGACGCUCUAUAUUCGCUGUGUUGUCUAUUAUCAAGUUAAAGAACAAGAUACUAUACCGUCGGGAAUGUCUCAUUCUUAUACAAAAAAGCAUUCGAGGGUACCUAGUUCGAAAACAACACAGACCUAGGUACAAAGCUAUAGCGAAAAUAAGCGCGCUGCAUCACAACCUGAAGGACAUGGAGACGGUGACGUCACAGCUGAAGAAGGAGAAGGAGAGCGCGCAGAAGAAUAUAGAGAACUUGAGGAAAUCUAUUGCCAGUGCUGUUAUUGCUAUCAAGAAAAACGAGAAGAUUUCCCGCAAGGAGAUCGACCAGUUGUGCAACAAGUUGACCAAAGAUGUCGAGAUACAGAUGGCCGCUUUGCAAAAGGCUAUGAUCGAUCAGAAGAACAGAGAGGAGCAGGAGAGAUUGAAACGCAUCGAAGCGGAGAUGCGCGCCGCUGAAGAAGCCAAGAGGAAGGAGUUGGAGAAACUCCAGCAAGAAGAAGAACAUCGCAGACAGAAGGCGGAGUUGGAAUCGCGCCGCAAGGCGGAGGAGGCGGAGCGCGCCCGCCUCGAGCAGCGCGACCGCCUCGCCGCGCAGCAGCUGCAGCUGCAGAUGGAGGAGGCCGCCAAGCACGACCUGGAGAACAGGGAGAGACUAGAACAAGAGCGUAGAGAUCACGAUAUGGCGGUAAGACUGGCGAAAGAGACCAACGGCCACGUGGAAGGAUCACCGCCUCAACUGAGAAGUUCCGCCGGGGAGCAGCUCAAUGGCGAGCACAAGUUGAACAGGUCCGAAAGGGUAAGAAUGCAGCAAGCGAUGCAAGGCAAGCAGAAAUACGACCUCUCCAAAUGGAAGUAUUCGGAACUGCGAGACACUAUAAACACAUCGUGUGAUAUAGAACUUCUAGAGGCGUGCCGCCAUGAGUUCCACCGCCGGCUGAAGGUGUACCACGCGUGGAAAGCCAAGAACGCGCGCAAGAGCACCAUGGCCGACCAGGAGAGGGCGCCACAGUCCAUCAUGGAGGCCGCCAAAGCCCCCCGGCUGCCGCAGAAGGGCGACAUCCUGGGCGCCCGGCACCGCUACUUCCGCAUCCCGUUCGUGCGCGCGGGGAGCGGCGCGGGGAGCGGGGCGGGCAGCGGGGCGGAGGGCGAGCGGCGCGGCUGGUGGUACGCGCACUUUGACGGCCAGUACGUGGCGCGCCAGAUGGAGCUGCAUCCCGACAAGACGCCCGUUCUGCUGCAAGCCGGCGUGGACGACAUGCAAAUGUGCGAGCUGAGCCUCGACGAGACCGGCCUGACCCGCAAGCGCGGCGCCGAGAUCCUCGAGCACGAGUUCGAGCGGGAGUGGGCGCGCCACGGCGGCGGGCACUACGCGCCGCCCGACUCGCGGCCGCGCUAAUACCGCUGCUGUACGAGUAGAUAACAUUCCUAACGACUAGCAAGAAAUUAGACAAUAGCGAGGAAUCAAGAGAUUGAAGUAGCCAUGAUGACAUGAGAAGAUUCCAUUAUACACGAGAGUAAAUUAAAAUUAGUGCUUUUAAUGUGCCUUCACAAGGUUCCUAGACAUUAUUACAAUAUUUAUAGUAAGCAGUGAUUUUAGUGUUGCUAAACGCAAUAGCAAAAUUAAUAAGAAAUUUAUAUAUAUAUAAAAGAAAAACAAUCUAAUGACAAAAAAAUAUUUCUUUCGUUUUUGGCUCGAUAAAAGAGAUUUUGUUUGACUCCUCCAUAUUUUAAAUACCAAAAUAAAUAAAAAUAUUUUAGAACAAGCUAUCAGUGAAUUUAAAUAUAUUUUCGAUUAAUUUCUUUUUCGUCGGGCACUGUAAAGUAUAAAGAAAUGUCUGCUAGGUAAUUAGAAGCAGAGAAAUAUACAAAAAUAUGUUAUGAAAUGGUAAAUAUUUUUAACUAUACUUUAUGAAAUAACCAUCGAUUAAACCAAUAUCAUUUAUGCAGGCAAAUUCAUUUUUAUGUGAUCGAAUUUGGAUGUCGUGUAAAAAAAUUUGCUUAUUACGUUAAAUCGUUUUUACAGAUAAAUUGUACACAUAAGUCUUGACAGAGGAUUUUUAACAUAAUAAUGGUCUAAGUACAAUGAACUGGAGUUUAUAUUAAAUGAUAUUUAUUUAUACAUUAUAUUGAAAAAAAUGUAUAAGUAUGAUGUUGAGAUAGUGCAAUUAAGAUAGAAGAUAAUAUAUUAAAUAUUCCAACUUAUCAUCUUCAACUAAAGGUGAUAUACGUAUUUUUUGCUGUCAUUAUUUCACCUUUAUAAAAAAAACUAAUUUGUUUUCGUUUUUGGCCGUUUAUAUUAUUUAUUUCUUGGAUAUAUAACAAGUACACAAGUCAAGAAAGAAGUACAAUUUAUAAAAAUAGGGUGCUGGAAAAUAAUAUAUGAAGUACACAUCAUUAUACUUGAUUUUAUACAAAUAUGUAGCAUAGUUGAAUGUACUUUUGGUUGAAAAACUGUGAUUUUUAAAAAGGUAUUUAUGUAAAAUUAGGUUCAUAUUUAUUUUAUGAGGUUUGAGGGGAUAUUUUGUCAUUCCUGUAAAAAAAAGACUGGUCUAUGGCAGUUUUAUUUUUUCUUUUUUAAACUAAAGUAUUUUUAACAGUAUUUCCAAUAGAACAUUCCUUUUUUGAAAACAUUGUGUAUUAUUUUUAUAAUUUGUAUUUGAACUCUUUUGUUCACUAAAUUAAAAAAUCAAAAAUAAUAAAAAUUUACUAAUACAGGAUGAAUGCAAAGAGGUGCCUUUAAUGGUUGCUAUUUACAAAUAAUUUUAAUUCAAUGUGCCUACUAAAUUAAAAUACAUUCUAACUCAAAGAGUAUAUCUUAACACCUUUUUUAAUUAAUAUUGAGAACUCUGUACCUACGGCAAUAGUUUAAGGUCUUAUAACAUGGUAAUAUCCUUGGCAAUAAAUUUAAUUUUAUAUCUAAAAGCCUGGAUUACUGAAGUGUCAAAAUGGUAAAGGAUAAUAUCAGGGAAAUUUUUAGUUUCUGAUUCUUGCUUUUACUCUUAUAAAGUAGCUUCCAUUUUGUUUAUAGUUCAGUGGAUAAAACUUACUUCACUUUUGUCAAUCCUGUAAGCUAUGAAGUGACUUAGCAAUUUUUUGAGAACACUUUUAGAUAAGUAGGGACACUCUUUCAGUUGUAAAUAAUUUGUAGAAGUAAGCCUUGUUUGAUGCAGUCUAGUAUUUCACUUUGACCUACGGUAUUUGUCUUUGCUUUACCAAAUAAAAUAUUGAUGAACUA